CGUGAAACACGCGGCUCGCCGUAGUUUGCUGAAGGCCGCCUCCGGCCCUGCGAGGAAGACGCGCGCGAGGCUCAGCGUGGCGGCCGUUGCUGCCGGCGAAACACCACGACGACUGCAUCGGAGAAACACCACGACGACUGCAUCGGCGAAACACCACGACGACUGCAUCGGCGAAACACCACGACGACUGCAUCGACGAAACACCACGACGACUGCAUCGGCGAAACACCACGACGACUGCAUCGGCGCUGGCGCUCGCCGACGGAAUGGUUCUGACGCGAAACGUUUAGAACCGUGGGCCCGUACGCUAGAACGCCUUCGAAGGGCGUCUCGUCGCCAGCCGUCGGGGAGUUUUUUUUUUAAGGUUGCAUAGCGACACUCGUGAGCCUGGGGUGGAGUAAGUUCACUGGACCCGGCCGCCGCAUGCAGCUUAUGUUGUGGAGCCGACUCGUGCUGCCUGCCUUCAGGACCCUGCAUUCCCGGGUGGAGGGACGCACCAUGAGGCUGGGCACCAGCGAGUUCCAGUGCCUCUUCACUGAUGGCCUCAAAGCCAUUGCCGCGCUGUUUUCGGAGCACGGGCACGAGCUGCGGAUUGCGGGUGGCGCCGUGCGGGACUUGUUGAGCGGCAAGCAACCUCAGGACAUCGACUUCGCCACGUCCGCCACCCCGGCACAGAUGAAGGAGAUGUUCUCAGCGGCUGGCGUUCGCACCAUCAACACGCUCGGCGAGAAGCAUGGGACCAUCACCGCAAGGGUGCACGAGCAGAACUUUGAGAUCACGACGCUGCGAGUGGACGUGACGACGGAUGGCCGCCACGCCGAGGUGGAGUUCACCACCGACUGGCAGACGGACUCUGAGCGGCGUGACCUCACCAUCAACUCCAUGUUCCUAGGUCUCGAUGGGACACUUUACGACUACUUCAACGGGAUGGAGGACCUGAAAAAUAAAAAGGUGCGCUUCGUAGGAGACCCAGAGAAAAGGAUCCAGGAAGAUUAUCUCCGCAUCCUGCGAUAUUUCAGGUUUUAUGGAUCCGUGGCCGAGCACGCGGACGCGCACGAGCCGCAGACGCUGGUGGCGAUCGAGCGCAACGCGGCCGGGCUGGCCGGCAUCGCGGGGGAGCGCAUCUGGGUGGAGCUGAAGAAGACGCUCAUGGGAAACCACGCGAGUCACCUCUUCGCUCUCAUCUACAAGCUCGGCGUGGCACCACACAUAGGCCUGCCAUGCGACGGGAACGUGGGCGAGCUGCAGCGCGUGUGGGAGCGCUCGCGCGCCUCCGCCCCGCGCCCCAUCACGCUCCUGUCGGCGCUCCUGCGCUGCGCCGACGACGUGGGCCACCUGGACGCGCGUCUCCGCCUCUCCAAGGACGAGCGCAACCUGGCGGCGUUCGUCGUCAAGCACCGCGGGGAGCUGCGUCCCGACGCGGACGGAGACGACCCGCUCGGCUCCAUCAAGGCCUUCGUCACCGACGCGCGUCCGCACGGGGAGGCGAAGGCACGCGCGAGCGAGCUGCUGCGCUACCUGGGCGAGGCGGGGCCCGCCGUCGAGCUGGAUGGCUGGAGGCCGCCGGCCUUCCCCGUGAGCGGCCACGACCUCCGCCGGCUGGGCCUCACGUCCGGCAAGGAGAUCGGCACCGAGCUUCAGCGCCUGCGCGCUCUCUGGCAGCGCUCGGGGUACCGCGCUGACAAGGACGCUCUGCUGGCCAGCGUCCGCCAGGGCCCGAAGCCGAAGUCGUGACGGUCGCUCCGCUCGUUCUGUUUGUUCGUUAGUUCAUCCGCUCGUUUGUCAUCUCGGUCAUUGGUUGUUCGGAACGGUCAGAAAUGCCGUUUUUUGCGGAAAUUAUAUAUAUUUUUUUGGCAAACCACAUCCACCGAUGAGUGGAUUGAACCCCGUAGUGGAUUGAUUUAAAUUAUUAGCGUGAAAACAAACUUAUCGGCGGGAUUGCUGUGGGUGGUGCUUUAAAUUGUGGCGUCUUUUACGGGGCAAAAGCGAUGUGUUGCUGUUAAGAAGUAAGUUUUUGGGGUGUUUUUUUGUUUAAGUUAACAUUUUAAAAGCACGCAAACCAGGAUAUACACACAGCUCCUCGCGGGUCAGUUAUUGGCUUUAACAAAACAUAAAUCCUCUUGUAAACGGCGGCUGCUCGUCUUGCGACGGCUGAAUUUACUCUGUGACGCAAAUUUUGCCGAGGGGCAGGGUGGGAUAGAAAAGAAGUGUAAAAGCUGCGAGUAAAAUACAGCGUUGACAAUUACUGGCAGGCAUUUGGCACCCCGGGGAAAUCGGUGAGCAGUAAUGCAUGUCCCCAUGAACAGGGCAACUCGAGUUCGAUUGUGGAAUAAUCGGCGGUGGCGCUAGACACGGGCAAAUUCGGCAAAAGUUGGUGGCCCCAAGUAGUGCAGUGCAGCGGGCUCUGGAUUUAUGAAAACUAUAGGGACAAAGCAAAAGUGAGAAAAAAAUAUUUCAAUAAACAUCAAAACUUAAUUUGUUUCAUAUUUCAUUUGACAUAUUCCUUGUCUCGUCUACAGCUUGUUCCACCACGGCCGUCUCAGCUGUAUCUCUAUUAUCGUCAUUUCUGUCGCCUCUAUCUCUUGUAUAUUCUGUCGCCUCGCUGCGAGUAAUAUACGAACCAGUCCGGGUGGGUCCCUCCGCCCCACCAAGCCACACUGACGAGUGUGGAGAAGUGCGGUUGGGUAGCCACCGUGACCGAUGACGUCGCUUCCGUAGACCAGAGAAAGAUGGAGACGGCGAUACAUAUGUAGGGAUGCGUGUUGCGUGUUGGACGUAUUUCGCACCACCGUAAGUAGCCGACCGUGCUCAUCGGAGGUGUGUGGGGGGGGGAAGGACAACAAACUAAAGACAAAGCAGAUAUGACGUAGGGAGGGAGGCCUUCAUCCAGCAGUAAGUUGACAACGGAGCUGCACACAUCAUCAUUAUGAUGUGUGUUUGCUUCCUCUUAACCUAUCGUGGGGGGGAAUAUGUACCGUCACGGGACUGUGCCGGGGUUCGGGGAGGUGGAUGGGGGGGCAUUGCUGGGGUGUGUGGGUCGAGCGAAUGCAUAAAUCUCUCACAGGUCAGUCAUCCCCCCUGAGCCAAUGUGCCUUGACCAAUAUUUACCCAUCAGUAAGCUCAUGUAAAUAUUAGGGCUCCUGUGUGCACACUUGAGUGUGAACCAAACACGAUAGGAUUGCAUCGAAAACCAUCCACGGUCCAGUAAGGCGUGUGGCGUUGAGUCGCCGAUGCUUAUUUUACGCCUGCAUAACAGCACGUGUAUAAGAUUGCGUGUAUAUAGUUUGCUGUACUUAGAUAGAUUCUAGUCGCUACAGUAAUUAUAUUGUGGGUUCUGUUAUGCGGUACAUCCUUGUGGGUUUUUUGUUGUAUUUCACGUCUGAAACUAAUGUACAGAAAGCCCCUUUGUCAAUCCACUGCCGGAUGAAGUCCACUCCGCGCCGUGUCAGUUACAUAGAUCGUUGCACCGUGCAUGGUGACGGUGUGAAUAUAUGAUUAUUGGGUAAUUGUCAGGAGUGUUUCACGUGUUUUUUUUUUAUUCAUCCUGAGACUAUUCUGAUGCGUAAUUCAUCCGGGGCUGUACUUGAGAUGUUUGAAAUAAAAAAAAAAUAAGAAACCUCAUCAAACAUCGCCCAAAUCACAUUCGUGGCUCUUGCGAGAUCGGUGCCAGUGUGAGUUAAGUGUAUCGCCAGUGCUUAACAUUUGAUUCAUUUGCGUGACGUAUUCAUGACACUAGAAACAGGAGCCUGUGGCAGUUAAGCAAGUAAAAGAUUUGGAGUUCCGAGUGUGUAACAACGAAGUUGAAAGAAACCCAUUUGAACAUGCGUUGACUGGUGUAGAAUCUGUAUAACAGUGUUUUAUUUUACACGAGAGCCUUCAGGCUUUAAACUCUGUCAACAUUUGACAUUCAUCAUUUGGCAGCGUUCCAUAUAAUAAUUUGAAUUAUCUCGCCAAGCGUACAAAUGCACCUCCCCAAAUUCAAUUUAACCAUUAAGCGUCGUUGUGGAUAAUGUUAACAAUAAGUAAAUACUACCUCCUUA
Molecule: messenger RNA, 4040 nt
Organism: Petromyzon marinus (sea lamprey)
Lineage: Eukaryota; Metazoa; Chordata; Hyperoartia; Petromyzontiformes; Petromyzontidae
Source: RefSeq, a predicted model, not a curated record